Messenger RNA from Olea europaea var. sylvestris, 2161 nucleotides. RefSeq names its product DEAD-box ATP-dependent RNA helicase 36. NCBI's taxonomy places the organism in Eukaryota, Viridiplantae, Streptophyta, Magnoliopsida, Lamiales, Oleaceae. Gene Ontology annotation, molecular function: RNA helicase activity; ATP binding; nucleic acid binding. The transcript has 8 exons. The record is from RefSeq and is a predicted model, not a curated record. Bases 416 to 1939 code for a protein of 507 amino acids.
CUAAAACUAAUUACGCCCUAAAUCUUCCAAAACCCUCCCAAAACCAACCGAUUGCAGAGAGAAAUCCAAUAUUUACUAUCCAUCCAAACGACAGAUUUCACUCUCCUCUCCUCUCAUCUCUCGACGACUCUACCAGGUGCCUGAGCCCUCACUCUUAUCUCUCGCCGUCUUCCACCACCUACCACCGGCGCCUCUCACUCUCGUCUCUCGCCUCCCAGGACCCAAUCAAUAUAUUUCUGCAUGUUUGGCAGAAGAUCUACCAUAGAUUUUGUCCCAGAUUUGAAACUUAGAAUCAAAACUAAAAAGGAAGUUCAAUUGUGAAGUCUAGGGUGCUUUGUUUGACUCGAAAUUAGCUCCAUCAACCAGGAAUGCCUUUAACUAGGCUUUAGCCAUCAGCUUCCUCAAGUUAGCAAUUAUGGAUGAAGUAAUACAAGUCGACAGAAAUUUCCCCUUGUUUUCUAGGAAAAAACCAACUGCUACCUCAACCAAAAAUUCCCUACCUUCCGGUGAAACGGAUGUUCCUGCUGCACCAAAAUCAGUCAUAAAAGAAUCAGACCCUGCACCUGCUGCCCCAAAAUCAGUCGUAAAAGAAUCAGACUCCAAUCCAACUCCUGCUCAUGUAACUUUCUUAAACCUUGGCCUGGACAAAUGGGUCGUUGAUACUUGCAAGGAGCUGGGCAUGAAGCAACCCACUCCGGUCCAACGUCACUGCAUUCCUAAAAUACUAGCUGGGCAGGAUGUCCUUGGCCUGGCCCAGACAGGAAGUGGCAAAACGGCAGCUUUUGCUCUACCCAUUCUUCAACGCUUGUCUAAGGAUCCAUAUGGGGUCUUUGCUCUGGUGUUGACUCCUACACGAGAGCUCGCAUACCAGUUGGCCGAGCAAUUUCGGGCUUUCGGGGCAGGUGUGAACCUGCGAUGCACUGUGAUCGUGGGUGGCAUGGACAUGAUAAACCAGGCACAGACUCUAAUGCAGAGGCCUCAUGUGGUGAUUGCCACUCCUGGCAGGAUUAAGGUUCUUAUUGAAGAGAAUCCUGAUAUUUCUUCUGUUUUCACGAAAACCAAGUUUCUAGUUUUGGAUGAAGCAGACAGAGUUCUUGAUGUUGGCUUUGAAACAGACUUGAGAGUUAUCUUCCAGUGCUUUCCCAAGAAUCGACAAACAUUACUAUUUUCUGCUACCAUGACAAGUAAUUUACAAACAUUGCUCGAGCUUUCUGCAAAUAAGGCAUAUUUCUACGAGGCAUAUGAAGGUUUCAAGACAGUAGAGUCUCUGAAACAGCAGUAUCUUUUUAUCCCCAAAAAUGUGAAGGAUGUAUAUCUUUUGCACAUUCUGACCAAAAUGGAAGAAAUGGAGAUUCGAUCUGCUAUAAUUUUUGUUUCCACCUGCAGGAGUUGCGAGCUCUUGUCUUUGUUGCUGGAAGAACUCGAAGUGGAAGUUGCAGCAUUGCAUUCUUUCAAAUCCCAGUCUCUGAGGCUCUCUGCGUUGCAUAAAUUCAAAUCUGGUCAAGUCCCUGUAUUGCUAGCCACGGAUGUUGCCAGUCGUGGUUUAGAUAUCCCAACAGUCGAUCUGGUCAUAAACUAUGAUAUACCUAAGUAUGCUCGGGAUUAUGUUCACCGUGUUGGGCGUACUGCAAGAGCUGGAAGAGGAGGCCUGGCUGUUAGCUUUGUCACCCAGAACGAGGUGGAUCUUAUACAUGAAAUAGAAGCUGUUCUUGGAAAGCAAUUGGACGAGUUUGAGUGUAAAGAAAAAGAAGUGCUUGAUAAUAAUAUUACACGGGUUUUCAAAGCCAGGCGCAUAGCGACAAUGAAAAUGAUGGAUGAGGGCUUUGAUGAGAAAGCCCAAGCACGAAAAGCUCAGAAAUUGAAGACAUUAGCAGAAAAAGGCUUAUUGAAGAAAAAAGGCAAAAAACGUAAAAGAGAAGUUAAAGAAGGAAAAAACUAAGUUAUGUGGCUUAUAUCCACCAUUCUUGUCAACUAGAAGAGAAGCAAUACCAUGCUCUAGUUUUGUUUAUUUGAUUAUUUUGCUAGGAAAUUUUGAUUCUACUUCUUUACGCUGAAAAGUUAAUAUGUACAAGCAUGCGACUGGAUUAUAUUGUUUUUGAAUAUGUUGAGAUACUCAUUUUUCCCCAUAAUGGUUCUGGUACUGCACUGCACAGUUGGCCGA